UUGCCUUCAAGAGGAGAAGAAAGCGAUGCAGUCUGAAUCCUAAUUAGGACAGAAACAUAAAAGUUCACCUAAUAUUUAAGGAACAUCUGUGACACAGAUGUGGUGAAAAUUUCUGUUGUAUGUGUAUACAUGUAUAGGUAUAACUUAGGGAAAAUGAACUUGCAGUCAAGCUUAACGAGAAAUGGGCCGAAUUAGGAAUAAUGUAUGUGUCUCGACAUUUAAGACCUUACACAGGGAACUCAUGCUGAAAACGAUUUCCAUUCAGUUUCUGGUGAAUUCAUCCAGUGGAUGAUUGCUCAAGAAUAAGGUAUUGGAUGGGUCUUAUGUCUGGCCCUGAUUGAGAAAAGCUGGAAAAAGGAGGGAUUUCUGAAUUAUCUGAUACAAGGAUUGCUAGCCUUGAUAAACCAACGAGAACAAUUGUGCUUACCUACGAGUUGUGAUAUCAUACUGGUUUUGUGUAAGGAAUUAGCAUACAGAGAACUGGAUAAAGGUGCAAUCAAGCACAGAUAUUUAUAAAACACACAACCCAUCCAUCACAAAUCUUCCCUUUUAUGAAUUAUUGUGUGGUUUGUGUGUGAAGAGAGACUUAAACCUUUAUCCAUGUUGUUUUAAAAAAAAAGAAAAGAGAAACGAACAAAAUUUACGUGUCCAACACGUUGCACCAGUGAUUGGCUUUGAGGAAUCCAGGAUUUUUAAUUCAGAGCAUCAGAGACAAACAUUUAGGAUUUUGUUUUUCCUUUACUUAUCCUAACCAGUAAGAGGAUUGUGUAAAAGAGAAGUGUUUUCUUAAUGACUUUUCCACUUGAAAAACUCAAUUAAUGAUUUUAAAUACAGAGGGAUUACUAGGAAUUGGAUAGGGACAGUUUGAAUGACCUGAGAAUUGGGGACCAGGUAAGACCAAGCUAAAGGAGAACUUAUCAGGUGACAAGUCAGACAGCUUUAACAAACAGAGAUCUUCAUUUUCAAAAUUAUCGGUGACCAAGAGACCGCUUCAAUCUUUGGAUUUUACGACUCGAAAUUGGAGAUCUUUGACACAGGGUACAAGAAAAUGGACUCAACAUAAGGGAUUGGGACAGAUAAACGGAAUUUAAAAGUCCAGAGGUUCACGGGAUUGUGUUUGCGGAAUUUCUUCCCGAGUGCAUUGAAAAAACAUUUGCUGUGACUAGAUGACCAAAUCACGCAUGUAGCCCAUUAUAGGAGCAGCAUUUUAAGGGCUUGGUCAAUUGUGUGAAAGAAGUCAUUAACUAGAGGAGAUAUUUAUGUACAUUUUUAAGCCACUAUCUUCAAGAGGCUUCAUCAACAACCCAUAAAGUGAGACUGGUAUUAUUGUCACUUUUGUUACGGGGAACAAGGCCAUCGGACAGUUGUCUAUUUAGCAUAAAUGAACAUUUACUUUUCAGAAAGGACCCCAUUCAGGUUUCAGAGAACUUGUUCAUGUUUGGUGAAUUUGUGUGUAAGUUUGUGGUAUUUUGAAAAACUGUUGGGGUUGUAUCCGGCUUUUUUCGUGAAAGGCAGUUUAUGAAUAGACCAGUUGCUGUGAUUCUUGCUUUGCAUUACUGAAUUGGAUGAAAAGGUAUUUUAUCUAUCACACAUCUCUCAGGGCAGAUAUAAUAUUGACUGCACACCAGGCUCUUAUAAUUUGCAUAAAAACGUAAAGUAUGUAUUGUGUAACGUAACACUGGGUAUAUACAUCUUACUUUGUGUAGGAACUUAAAGUGUUUGCUGAAGCGCAAGAGAAACUUAUAUAUCCUCAGCUCGGGAUGUUUAAAAGACUCAGCCAUUGUCAAAUAGAAUCUGGGAGGAAUUGAUGGUGGAAUUUUCUUAACAUGCAUACACCAGGAAAUCUCAGCUAACCUAGUGUUUUUAUUAUCUUGGGUCAUCAUCACUGGUCUAAAAGGCCGAACAUAAAAGCCACCAGUCCAAAAUAGGAGUGAAAAGACAAAUAAUUUGUCUUUGACCUUAAGUAAGUGAUAAAACAUAGAUACUAAAGGAUUGAUAUCAGAUUUGUGUUUUCUUUUGUUGAGUUGGUAUGAUAGAAGAAGAUCAAGUCCAGCCAUUGUUCAGGGAGAGAGACUUAUCCCAGGUUUUGAUAUCAAAGAAAAUAGUAGUUUAAAUCUACACACACAGUACAAGUUUUUUAAGUAGCCAGCUUGACCACCUGAUGGUCAGUGAGAGAGAGAGAAGAAAAGCCUGGCCAGCCCUAGGCAGUUGUGAAAAGGAACAAUAAGAAUUGUUUUGUGGACAAAUAAGUCUUACCAAGGGAGUAAUUAGCCUGGCCUGACAAAGUGUGAACUGUCUUCAGGAAUUCCAGUCUCUGUGCAUACCUGGCUUUUAUAUACAGUGAAGUUAGAGAGGGUGCUGUAUGCUUGUCUUGUUUGUUUAUAAACUUGACUUGGAGAGAUAAUAAGGGACUAGUACAGUUCCUGUACAGUAUAUUUUGUGUGUGGUAUAUAUAUACAUGUAAAAUCUUUGUCAAGGUGUGUUUAUUUUGUGAGGAUUAUUGCACUAAGGUUUUUGUUUGUGGAAUUUUUGACAGCAGUGGAUCAUAAUACCAUGGGAUUCUCAGUGGAUUUGACAUGAUUUUUACUGGUGUGACAACAGAGUUUAUAAUGAUAUUUCAUGUAUAUAUUCAUGUAUGUGGACCAUGGAGUCACUAGGGGCCUGUGAAGCCCCUGAUUUACCCACUCAGCUGAGGACUAGAAACCAUGGCUGGUGAUAUGAAGAAGUUUGUAUCCACAGGGACUCUCCACCCCACAGACCUGGAGAGCCCCACCCUCUCACUGCGAAGUGAGCCCCCCAAUAAGUCAGACUUGUAUCUAAGUUUUGACAGUGAUUCAACCUCUAUAUCCUCGUCGACUGAUUUCUUGGAUAGUAUACAGAGGAUUUUCACUCUGGACACACAGAGUUUGAAUGACCUGUCCCCAUGUUCAGACUCUCCCCGCAGGCUGAAUUUCGGGAAAAAGAGAAUGGCUCCCCAGCCCCCGGUAAGAAAGAGACAGACUUCAGAGCCCGGGGAUGGGGAGGAUGACGAAGUGGCCAGGUGCUUGACCAAAUCAAGGUCCGAAGAAAGACUGGACACAAUCUUAUUGAAUAAGAAUUUAAAAUCUAAGGCGUCUGAAUGUCCAGCUGUUGUCCCUGCCCAGCGGCCAAAUUCAGUUGGACCAAGGUUUAGUUCCAAGAAGAUCAAACUCAAAGCUGCCUUCCGCAUAGCAGCUUUGCAUUCUCCAAAUUCCAAGAGAAAGCCCUCAACAAAGAAGUCUAAAAAUCAGAGUGACCACUCAGAUGCUAAGUCCAGCCGGACUAAAAAGAGCAAUCCUGUGGAGCCGCCUGACCUCGAUCUGUAUAUGUAUGGAUUUGGUUACAUUCCCCAGGACCUAGUGGGUCAGGAUGCAGAAUUCGAGGUUCAGAGAAUCCCGGAUUAUGAGAAAUACCUGAGUGACCUCCUAGAAGAUACGGAUCCUCAACAUCCUGACUAUGAGGAUCUCAGCAAGGCGGCCAACAGGGCCAAAACAAUGGUAAGGGAACAUGAGGAUGAACUGGGAACUAACAACGACCAAAUUAAAAUGGAUCGAAUUCAACAGCGUUUCCCUAACGAUGACCUUCAACUCAGGGACAAUACACCACCUACUUCCCGCAGCCUGUCAGCAAGAAGAAAGUCAGCUCCUGGUGCAGUUCUGUUCAAAUCACUGGGAAAGAACCGAAGUUCCUCAAACCUAUGGUCAAAUAGUUCCAUGGGUAAGAAGGAAAUGGACCUGGUGAAUCCACUGAGACAUGGAGGAAAUUCUCAAAGACAGUUUAUUUUGGAGGGCCAUGUGGAAUUUGCACAGGGCAUGCAGACACAAGACAGAUAUUUGUUUCUCUUCAACGAUUUGUUAUUGGUGGCCAAACAAAAAUCCAGCACAACGUUCAAACUGAAGCACAGGAUAAGAGUUUGUGAGAUGUGGUUAGCGACGUGUAUCUAUGAUGUUUCAGAGGCAACCUUACCGCCAGAUAAAUCCUUUGUCCUUGGUUGGCCGGUCACUAAUGUGGUGGCGACCUUCAAAUCUGUGGAGCUCAAGGAACUCUGGCUCAACAAACUCAAUGAGACUAUUGAAUUGGAGAAAAUGAAAGAAGCCAACAAAAAAGUUAAAGUGAAAGUACACAGUAGAGACCUUGAUCAGACAUGCACACUCCAAAUAGACAAUCAUACCACAGCCAAGGAUCUAUUGACGCAAUGUGUCAGCAAAUUCCACAUCACUGAAUCAGAAGCCAGCGAAUGCCAGCUAUGGGUGAAAACAGGAAAAGAAGAGAGCCCCUACCCCCUUAUUGGACAUGAAUUGCCACACAGUAUAAAGUUCAGCCAGUUACGAGAUCUAGCGAAAACUGACGACCCCAUGGUGUCAUUGGAUGGAAUGGACCCCGAGGGGGAGGGGAAAACUCCCGAAUUCAUCCUCCAAAACAGGCUAAAGGGAUCCAAAAAACAUCUCAGCUUUGAUGAGAGCAAUAAGGGGAAUAAGUCCAAGACUAAAAAGUCUCCUUUCAACUUCUUCAAGAGAGGGAAGGAUGACAAGAAUAACAACACGACUCCACCCGGCAAACUGUUUGGACAUCCGCUGCAGGAUGUCAUGCAAGAUGGGCAACUGCCAAAAGCUGUUAUGGAAUUGAUGAGGCUGGUGAUAAUAAAUGGCCCAUACACCAAAGGGGUGUUCAGGAAGUCCUGCAAUAUCAAGCUGGCCAAAGAACUUCAUCAGAAACUGGACGAGGGCCAAGAAUGUCUUGAUGAGGAGACACCAACUCUGGUCAUUGGACACCUACUCAAAGAAUACCUCAGGAGUUUACCACAUUGUCUUCUAUAUGAGGAGUUCUUUGAGGAAUGGAUUAGUCUUACUGAAGAGGAAAACUCCCCCCAGAAGCUGGAAAAAGUCAGAAGUCUUCUGAACAAGCUUCCUGAAGGUCACCGAGAGCUCCUGAAGCACUUACUGUGUGUCCUGUACCACAUCGAUAAGAACCACAAGGAGAACAUGAUGACCUCCUACAACCUCUCCGUGUGUAUCGCUCCCAGCAUCCUCUGGGCCAAACAAGGGGAUGACCCCAUGAGGGCCCUGGCCAUGGCUAAAUCCCCUCAGCAGAUUGUGGAGUACCUCAUCGUCAACUGUGUUGAACUUUUCGGAGAGGACGUGAUUUAUCUUUUUGGGGACUUACUGGAGCACAAGAUUAGGCAGGACUCCAGCACAGACUCUGAUAGCAUGCACAGCGUGCUCAGCAUGGCCGACUCAGCCAGUGGUAUCAUGCGGCAUGACGACUCAUCUGUUGAUAGUUUGGAGAGGAUGUAUUUUGACGAUUCCAGUCCGAACCUCGCAAAGAGUCACAUUUCUCCUUCUAGUCUUAGUCGCGAUUCAGGACUGUACAGUUCACAGGAAAAUCUGGACAAUGCGGCUAAAAGUCGUGUGAACACCACCCUUGUCAAAUCAAGGAGUGGCUGUCACCUGUACUUUGAGGAUGAACAUGUGACUUAUCCUGCUGAGAUAACUGGUCCUAUGACGAGAUUAUCUCGAGAACGCGAGAACAGACUUCAGAGACAAAAAUCUGUGGCUGAAAGCACCCCACCCACCUCACCCCAGUCAAAAUUCUCCUACAGUUCAUUAGACAGUUCUCUGACGGACUCCAUGAGUUCAUAUCUGAACAGACAAUACAGUAAAGACACAGACAAUAGUGAUCAGUGGUUCACAGCAGACGAGAGCUUCCGGGAGUCAUUCGAAUCCGCUCGCAGUUUUAAAGACGAUUCUUCAAUCAAUUUCCAAAGAUCAAACAGUCUGACCAUGAACAUGCCAAAAUCUAUACAGAAUGUUCAGUACUUAGUGUCACCACCGGUUUCACCCCGGAGCAAGAGAAAGUCAACAAGUUUGGAUUUACAUUUGAACUUGUCCCAAACCAAAUCAUUUCCAUUACCUCGUUCGUCAUACUCGCAGGAUAAACUUUCUGAUUCUACUUCAACGCGUUAUGGACAAAGUGCUAUGGAUUUGUCACAUUCAAGUAGUCCUCUUAAACAGCUUUCUAAAUACACUACCCCGGGGUUGGGAACAUCCCCACCCCCACAUGUUGUGCUACAGCAACAUAAAUCAGUGCAAAAACCAACAACAAACACACCAAUGCGUGCCAGUUAUGAUAGUGCUAUUAUUUCUCAGUUUGAGAAAGACACCUUUAAAACAGAGGCCCAUGUUACAAAGCAUGUGCCCACACCAAAAAGUGAUAGUGACAGUGAUGUGACCUUGACAAACAAUUCAGAUAGUCCCGCUGUGUCAAGGCCAGAGAAACCACCUUCAUACGACGAAGCCGUCAGGAGGAAAAACAUGAUCGAAAAAGGACUCCCUUUGGAAAUUUCUGAACAGGACAUUCAAAUGGAAAAGGAGAGGCAAAAGCGAGCCAAGAAUUUAUACGAGGAAUCGAUUCGUAAAAUGAAUGCACAGGAAUCUACACCUAGGAGGCUCUCAUUGGAUGAGUCGACAACGUCAGAAAGCGGAAGUGAAAGUACGGAGGAGGACGUGUAUGUGUCUUUGUCUCAGAAAAAUCCCAAGCAACUGUAUGAGGAAUCCAUGAAAUUGUUUGAGGAACAAUCUCAGAGACCUACUCAUUACGAGAACAAAAACAUUUCAAAUGUGAAUGCCACCAAUAUUCAGAGAAGUUCUAGUGACUCUGCAGAGUAUGUGAACAAAGUGAGCGUGGUCCCUCGCCACCGCGAGGCCUCCCCUAACUAUCGAGUUCACUCGACACAUAGAGACUCCUCCCCCUCAACCACAAGGCUGAGUCAUUCCUCAUCUAGUGUGUCAAAUAGUUCAUCAGAAACAGUGACUGACUCACGACAAAACUCACCAAAUCAACGAGACCGUUCCGAGUCGAGCCCCGUUAUACCCCGCCAUCAUUUUCCAAAGACAAAUCCUUUAACAUUUAAAGCCAACUAUGGUUCAUUAGAUAGUGCUCAAUCCUCAUCUUCCCUUCAUACAGAACAAAAAGUUAACAAUCCUCCUGUUUUGAGAAGCAGUGCAAAAAGAUCCCCACAGAAAGAACUUGGUGUAAAAUCAAUCCCUAAACCUGAAUUAAGUGUUCAUAAUCCAAGCUCAAAAGGAAAUACCCCAAUUCGGGAAAAGCGUAUGGUUAAAUCACAUGACUUUGUAGACAGUCCAAGAGCUAGUUCUCCAAGGACAGAAUCCCAGGAGUCUCCAAGAAGGAACCUGACAGUGCUAUCUAAAUCACGAGACUCUACCGUCAUCGCCAACCAUAGAGAUCUGUACGCAAGGUCCAGCACAGCUCAAAAUCGUUUAUCUGCCAGUAUGGACAGUGAAAAAUCACAGAGAAAACAAGAUCUUCCCUGGAGUGUGAAAUCAUUGAAACAAAUCUAUGAUGGAGCUAAACCAGGUAGUGACAAUGUCAAGGACACUAGUGCUCGUCCCCCACCCCCUCCCUACCAACCUCCCCCACCUUUUCGACGACCGGACACCUCGAGAUUGAGCAUGUCCAGUCAGAGUAGUGUAGGGAGUGGGAGCACGGGGAGGAGCACCCCACCCACCAAAAGUUUACCAUCCCACCGACGGCUGGGGGGCCCCCAGGCCUUCAGUUACCGCACUGAGGAGGAUCCAGAUAUCUCAUAUGUGUAAAAAUCACAAACUUGAAUCAAAAAUCAUGUCACUUGUUUCACUGCCAUGCAGUUCAUAUGUUUACAAAUGAUUGUCAAAAUGAGGCAGCUUUUGUGUUGUGACAGGUGUCAUGCAGGGAGAUCCUUCAAGUGCUUUGCUAUUAAUAUUAAAUUUGUCAGAAUUAAACUGUGAUGCUUUAGGUCCGCAGUGUUUAAGAAAACUGGCUGUGGUUAUAUGAAUUCAGGGAAAUUCUGAGAUAAGGCAAUACUGUUAUUAAGGUCAUUUUUCUAUAUAUUUUUUGUCAUGUACUGAUGAUGAUAUUAAGUUUUCGACAUAAAGAACUAUUCAUUUACUUAAAUGAAAUACUCUGAACAAGAAAUUUGUAAAUAGUUGUCACUUAUACCAAAUUACCUCAAAAAUUUUAAGCUUGUUAUAAUCAAUAUCUUUGUUAUUUCCUCUAUGUCACUUGCUUAUAAUUAUUAUAAACAUUGUUAUACUUGCAAUAACUCAACACUGAUCAAGUGUUCAAAGGGGAAUAAUUUGUGAGAGAGUGGUGCGUGUGAGAAAAUUUUGUAAAUAUAGUGAAAUUGUACAUAGUGUAUAUUCUUGCCUAAGAUAAAGGGAAGAAUGACAACGAAUAUUUAUUUUUAUUUUGUAUAAAAUUCUUCAGUUGAAUGUACAUUGUUUAAAAACCAAGUGCCAAUAAUCAUUUUGUAAAUAUGUAAAUAUCUUGUAGAACACUGGUGCUUUAACUCUAUGCAACAUUCAAACAGCAUUUAUCAAUCAUUGUGUGGUGUUUACCUCCCUUUGUUGGUUGGAGUUGUCUUUCCCUAUAUAGGGUAACGUUUGUCACUUCCAUACUUUUUUUUUUUUCGAAGAGAAAGUACAAUCUAGCUGAAAAAAAACUUUUCUGUUUAGUCACUUACAAUUGCAGCAAUUCAAACAAGACAAAAUUGCAGCAGAACAAAUAUUGAUUUUAACAAAUUUUCCAUUUUUUAUAUUUUCCUAAUUUUUAUAAAGAUGUCUGCAGAGUACCAGUAGUGAAUGUCCUGUUGUCAUAGCAACAUGCAAUAUAAGUGUUUUAUAUGUACCUCAUAUUAUGGGACGCUUCACUCAGUGCCCCAUUUAUUAUUAAUAUGAACAAUUAAAAUAUACUAAAAAUUAA
Molecule: messenger RNA, 8775 nt
Organism: Saccostrea cuccullata (small rock oyster)
Lineage: Eukaryota; Metazoa; Mollusca; Bivalvia; Ostreida; Ostreidae
Exons: 16
Coding region: 2706-7631 (1641 amino acids)
Biological process (GO): signal transduction
Molecular function (GO): GTPase activator activity; guanyl-nucleotide exchange factor activity
Source: RefSeq, a predicted model, not a curated record